This is a messenger RNA of Pocillopora meandrina, 363 nucleotides long. Lineage: Eukaryota; Metazoa; Cnidaria; Anthozoa; Scleractinia; Pocilloporidae. The record is from the annotation of a GenBank genome assembly.
AUGAGUUUUACUCUGUGUGGUGGACUUAUCCUGUUAUUAAUGUUUGAAGUCGUAGCAUCUCAAGCAUUUCUUUGUAAGGAAGCGUCUCUUUCUUGUCCUGUGAUAACUUACAAUCAUCGCCGACUUAAAGGCUUCACGUUCAAAACAAUUCACCAAGCAAGCCUGGUAUCCUGUGGUUUGCUAUGUCAGAGAGACCCUCGAUGCGCUUCAACAAAUUUCAGAAACGUUUUCAAAAGUCAGGGAACCUGUGAGUUGAACGACAGAGGAGCUCUCCUUACUGAGAAAGGAAACGAACUGGAAUACGACGAAGAAGCAAUUUACACCCAAUUUUACGACACGAAGGUAACAAAAAAAUCUCGAUAA